Messenger RNA from Paramisgurnus dabryanus, 1789 nucleotides. NCBI's taxonomy places the organism in Eukaryota, Metazoa, Chordata, Actinopteri, Cypriniformes, Cobitidae. The record is from RefSeq and is a predicted model, not a curated record.
GCUAGUCAAUGUCAGUUCUCACACUGCCGUCCAAUCACAGUGUAGGAGGGGCAGGAUAAACAUCACAACAACCAACCGAUGCAUUGUUCAACGACUGAUAAACAAAGCAGAAGUUUCACAGCAACCAAAGCACUCAGCUGAAAAAAGCUGGCAGUCUGCGUCCGCCCCUAAGUACGCUAUUGUUUUAACGGUUUAACUGUUUGCUUUGUUAUAAAGUCUUUCAGUAUUGCGGUUAUUAUUUGGAUCUGUUCUGCAAGUUGUUAAAGAAAAUGAGUGAUGUGACUUUCUUCUGUUGGCUCUUGUGGUGUCUGACUGAUGUGUUUGGUAGUGAGUUUGUGUCAGUGAUGGAGGGAGAUUCUGUGACUUUAUCUGUCAGUCUCACUGAAACACAGAUAAAAGAGGGAAUCUCUUGGAAGUUUGGACCCAAAGAGUUUCGUAUAGCUGGAGUCAUGAGAGAGGACAAUAAUGUCAAGUUAUUUGAUGAUAAACCUGAUGGGAGAUUCAAAAACAAACUGAAGUUAAACAAACACACUGGAUCUCUGACCAUCACAGACACCAGCAUCACACACACUGGACUUUAUCAACUAAUCAACACCAACACAAAUGCCCAACUCAAAACAUUCAACAUUACUGUCUAUGCUCGUCUGCCCGGUGCUGUUAUCAGCAGAGACUCUUCACAAAGUUCAUCAUCAAUAAAAUCAACAACAAAUCACCAGAAAGAUGAAGAAAGAAGAACUUUGAAUAACUUUUAUGUGUUUGGCAGUGAAUCUGUGUCGGUGAUGGAGGGACAUCCUGUGACUUUAUCUGUCAGUCUCAAUGAAACACAGAUAAAAGAGGGAAUCUCCUGGAAGUUUGGACCCAACGAGUUUCGUAUAGCAGGAAUCAUGAGAGAGGACAAUAAUGUUAGAUUAUUUGAUGAUAAACCUGAUGGGAGAUUCAGAAACAGACUGAAGUUAAACAAACUUGAUGGAUCUCUGACCAUCACAAACACCAACAUCACACACACUGGACUUUAUCAACUAAUCAACACCAACACAAACACCAAACUCAAAACAUUCAACAUUACUGUCUAUGCUCGUCUACCCAUUCCUGUUAUCAGCAAAGACUCUUCACAAAGUUCAAGAACAAAUCACCAGAAAGAUGAAGAAAGCUCAAACUGUUCAUUAUUGUGUUCAGUGUUGAAUGUGAGAGAUGUGAGUCUGUCCUGGUACAAAGGAAACAGUUUAUUGUCCAGCAUCAGUGUGUCUGAUCUCAACAUCAGCAUCUCUCUACCUCUGGAGGUUGAAUAUCAGGAUACAAACACAUACAGAUGUGUACUCAACAAUCCCAUCACAAACCAAACUCAACAUCUCAACAUCAAUGAAGUCUGUCACUCGUGUUCAGCCUUCUGUUGUUGUGGUUUUACUGAAGCUGUGAUCCGAUUAGUCGUCUCUGCUCUGGUGGGUGUGGCUACUGUUGCUGUUCUAGUUUAUGACAUCAGAACUGAAUGAGAUCAGGGAUUCUGUUAAAUGAGGGAUGAAUCUGUUAUACUUUUAUCAAAAUGUAUAUGUAUCUUUAAUUUACACUAUUUCUGUAUUUAUAUUUGUGACCAUAUGUUAAUAAAAGUAUAAUAGGCAGUCAAUGUAAAGUAUUGCUCAUGGUUCAGCAUCACAUUGAGAUUUUCAUUUCUCAGCUGCUCUCAGUUGUAUAAUAAGUGUGCAUAUAGUGUUGAAUAAAUAGAUAACAUACUACUGCUGCUGUUGUGAAGUUUGUAUGGGAAGUAAAGGAUUCUCCUCCGACCCCAUCUCUA